CCGGCCGCUAGCCAGGGGGUGAUCUUCAAUCCGGCUGGGCCAUUCGGCGGGCGCCUGGGGGAAGGCUGCCUGUGCCGGCGGCUGCCCGCCCCUCCGACUCUGUCCUGGCUGCUGCUGGAGCUCCGCAACACGCCCUGUGUCUAGGUCGUUUGGAAAACGCCUUGGAGAGUCAAGAAUAAAAUUCCAGGUCAAACAAUGGAUGACUGGAAAAGUCGACUCAUACUCGAGAGCAUGCUGCCCCAUUUCAACAUGGCGGGAAAUCGUCAGGAGUCCAGAAGGCUCCAGGAAUCGGGAACCAGUAAAAGAAGACAGGAAGGAGACAACUUCCACUUUACUGGCAUGGCUGACGGGGGCUACCCUAAUAAAAUCAAGAGACCUUGCCUUGAAGAUGUCACCCUCUCUAUGGGCCCAGGUGCCCACCCUACUCUUUCUACAGAACUGCAGAUGCCCACAUUAACCAUGAAUCCUAGCUCUGCAGAUCUGGGUGUAGCUGGCCAGUCAUUACUUCUUGAGAAUAAUCCUCUGGACAACAAUGCUGUGAAUAGUAGUGCUAUGGGCUCACCGUUUGGGGUGCCGUCGACUACAGACACAGGGCUGAAAGGGCAUGCUAUUCCUUAUUAUGAGAAAAACAACAAUAUGCCAGCUGUGGACCAGGAGCUUCAAGAUCUGCUGGAGGAACUAACCAAAAUUCAAGAGCCUUCUUCAAAUGAUCUUGACCUUGAGAAGAUUCUGGGGAACAAGACAGAAGAGCCUGUGGUUGAACAUCACUCCCAGGCUCCCCUUGGCCCACCUGCCAAGCUUCCAAUUCAGAUGCCACUUAUGGAGAUCCUUGGGCCCAGCAAAGAGUAUGCGUCUAGCUGCAGUCAGGCCACUGACACAUCACUCCCAGUCUUGCCCUCCUCCACAGAGAUCAACUAUCCCAUUCCUCCCACCAGUAAGCAGAUAACCUCACCCAGUUCUUCAACAACACAGGCUCAGGUUAAAAACCAGGCGCAGACCAUGCUCCCUGUCACUUUGCCUCCGUUAUCUGUGCCUCAGUGGCAUCAUGCCAACCAGCUGAAAGCACUUGCGGCCAGCAAGCAGGGAUCUGCUACAAAACACCAUGGUUCCAACCGUAGUUGGUCCAAUCUGCCUACUCCAGGCCUCUCCCCACCUUACCUACGCGUGCCAUCACCUCAUCCACCACCAACACAGCCGCCACCACCACCACCAUUCAGCCCACAGAACUUCACAGCACCCUGCAUGUCAUCUAAUAGCUUGUCUGGAAGUGCUGCGCAAAGCUCGUCCAAUGCCUUACUCUCCAGCAUGGCCCCCAGCAGCAAUGCUGCCCUUGGGCCCACUUUGUCCUAUGCUCCAGCGAAGCUCCCAGCUCUGCCUCACAAUCAGAAGCCACAAUUCAGCCCCCAGAGCUCCAUUCUUGCCAAUCUGGUGUCCUCUUCUGUCAAAAGCCCCCAGGGACACCUAUUAUCUGCUGUGCCUACCAGCACCCCAGGACCAUCCCCACCCUACCGCCCCGAGAAUCUCUCCAGCCCUGGCUUGCCACAGCAGUCCUUCACUCCACAAUACUCUCUGAUCAAGAGCCUUACUCCUACCAGCAGUCUGCUUAGCCAGCAGCAACAGCAGCAGCAGCAGCAACAACAUCAACUGCAGCAUCAGCAGCAGCAGCAACAGCAAGCAAAUUCCAUCUUUAAGCCUAUGACCAGCAGCCAGCAAAGCAAAACCCUGAGCAUGAUCAUGCAGCAGGGCCUGGCAAGUUCCAGUCCAGAAGGACCUGAGCCCUUUAUCUUCAGCAACACCAAACCCUUGUCGCAUUUUGUUUCUGAGCCAAGCCUGCAGAAGAUGGCCUCCAUGCCUGCCUCCUCCAGGCAGUCAUCCCUGUUCUAUUACCUGCCUCAGGCAACACCAGCUCAUGUUCCUUCUGCCACUGCCUCCUCUACUGCCACUGCCACCUUGCAACUCCAGCAGCUGCAGCAGCAGCACCAACAACAACCUGACCAGUCUUCAUUCCUCCUGCAGCAGACAAUGCAGCAACCCCAGCCCUUUCAGCGCAUGGUGGCCUCUGAUUCCAUGCCCGCUCUGCCUGGACAGGGCUGUUGCCAUCGCUGUGCAUGGACUACUGCGGCUCUCUGGUUGGAGCACCAGCAUCAGCAGUGGAAUGCUCUCAAUAGCACGCAUGGACAUGCGCCACCAUCUAACCUUACUCAUGUAGACAAAGCCUGCAAGCUUGGGGAAGCCAGGCCUCCCCAGGUCAGCCUGGGGCGACAGCCCCCAUCCCGCCAGGCCCUGGGGAGUGAGUCCUUCCUGCCCGGCAGCUCCUUUGCUCAUGAGCUGGCCCUAGUCACCUCCUCGUUCGGCACCUCAGAGGCAGCCCCCUGGGGCAGCUGGGAUCCGAAGGCCUGGAGGCAGGUUCCUGCUCCACUGCUGCCCAGCUGCGAUGCUGCAGGCUUGGGUCAGGAUCCCCUGAAUAGUCUUGGCUCUGUGUGUCCCAAAGCCAAGGCCAUGCCCCCAGAAGUGCCCCUGCCCAAGUUCUGUGUCAACCACCUGGGUAGCCAAUCCUUUACUUCCCACCAACUCAGCUUCCCUAGUGUGCCAAUGAUGUCUCUAGUGUUUAGUAAUGCAGUCUGGGCAGUGGCAGCUGCAGCUGUAGCCACACCAGUUUCAAAGAAAUCACCCCUGAGCCAAGUAGAUAUUUGCAUGCUGCAGUCAUUUCCAUCUCAGCGGGCUGUGGUCCAGGCCAAUCAGAUAGCCCCAGGAGUCAGGCCUGGCCAGAAGGUGCCUGCGGCUCUGGUUGGCCCCAGAUUCAGCUUAUUGGGCAAUCAGAGCUUUGUGCAGAGCCCAGCACAGGGGCCAGUGCCUGUACUGAGCACCACGCCCCUCCAGCAGAGCAUGGCCAGCUGCUCUCCCUUGAGUCCCGUUCAGGGACUAGAGCCGCCAAGCUAUGUAGCUGCUAUUGCUGCCACCAGCCAGUCCCCAGGUACCUUGAUGAGAGCUAGCACAUCCCCUGAGCCACAGGACAAUGUCUUGCCUCAGGCCCAGUCCCCAACCAAUGGACUGAUCUCACCAUCAUCUGCAGGCAGUGAGGUGAAUUUCGUGGAAGAACUUUUAGAAGGCUCCAGUGUGGCCCCAGAUGAAGACUGGGUGUGCAACUUGAGGCUGAUAGAUGACAUUCUGCAACAGCGUGCUGCUGCCCCAAAUGCCACAGCACAGAAUGCUGAACAAGUCACCCAGGGUGCCGAGGAGCUGUAAAUCAAAGCAGGGUGCCCCAGAAAGCCCCAUGCUCUCACUCAGAGUUGUUGCCUGAAUCUGCAGCCAAUGUGAAACUGGCCCUAGACACCCACAGUAGGCUCCCAGUUCCACUCUGAAUCCUGUCAACCCUGCCCAUCCCCCUGUCAACCUGAUGAAGAAAAAGCAGGUGAUUUUUCAAGCUACUUGUACAUAUUUGAAAAUUUUGUAAAUGGUUUUCCUAAUCAUAAAUGACAGAAGUAUUUAUACUUGGUUUUGUGGCUUUGUAAAUAAAGUGGCGGCUUUGGUUGCAAUAGAAUUGUGUUUAUUAUACAUUGUUCCAAACAUGCAGACUGUGUUGUUCGCUCCAGUGAUACCUUGUUAAACCAGGUGGCUGAGUCACUGAGGUUUUCAUGCCACAAGAGAUGUGGAUGUGACCAAGAAGUGUUGUUGUGCAAACUGACAAAUGCCAAAUAGAAGCCACUUGGUCAUUAAUUUCCACUCCAUUACAAACUGUGCUACCCCGUGUGACUAUCCUAUCUCUCGCAAGCCUUUAAGUCUCAGCUAGUUCUUUCCUAAUGAGCAUUUACAGCAAAAGUCGUGGUAUGAGUAAGUGGCCCACAGAGACACUCAUGGAAGGCCAAGAGCAUCCUUUAGGGUUGGUUGGGAGAGGUGCAAAAAUAGCCUUUGAGCUGAGUUUGUGACCUGGCCACCUCAAGGAACUAGAGCGUUCCCUUCCCUUUGUCACCUGUGGUGACCUUCAGACGCAGAGAAAGCCCCAGCUUUAGAAAGCUUUAGUGUGACAUCACAGAGUGAUGCUUUAAAAUCUGCUUUAAACCAUUUGACAUUCAUUUCUAUAGAAACCUCUGUAGUUUUGGGGGGAAAGUCUGUAAACAUUAAUAGUUGAUUUGGGGUUUGUCGUUAAUGGUUUCUAUUUGCAAUUCUCGUCAUGUAUAUUUAAGCGUCAGUUAGAGAAACUCUACAGCCACUGUCCUGUAAACUUUUCGCAGUGUUCAGAUCUUGUGUAAUCACAUUUUAAUUGCCACCUUGUAUUUUGAUUCUACAAUUGAAAUCUGGCAUCUGUUUCAGGCCAGUGCAUUUUUGUUGUUGUUGUUGUUGUUGUUGUGAUUUUGUUGUUCCCCCUUUGUUCUGUAAUAAACAGCCAGGAGA
Microtus oregoni (creeping vole) is the source of this 4392-nucleotide messenger RNA. RefSeq names its product mastermind-like domain-containing protein 1. Bases 196 to 3246 code for a protein of 1016 amino acids. Gene Ontology annotation, cellular component: nuclear body. The transcript has 8 exons. Gene Ontology annotation, biological process: regulation of transcription by RNA polymerase II. The record is from RefSeq and is a predicted model, not a curated record. Lineage: Eukaryota; Metazoa; Chordata; Mammalia; Rodentia; Cricetidae.